CGUGACAUGUUAUCUCCUACUCUUCACCCAGGCCGUCCUAAAGGAGCUCACUUGUCCUCUCCUCGCAGCAGCAUCCACUUGACCUCCGUUCCACUCCUCGCCAUGUUUGCUCAGUUGUGCUCCGUCUUGCUGGCUCUCUCCUCUCUGGCCGCUGCGUCUGAUCCAGGCUGCGACGAGCUGAUUAAACCCCUGGAGGACCGAAGCAAGAUCUAUGGGAAAUGGGUGUUACACGCUGGAGCAUCCGACAGCGAGCAGAACCUGAAGGCCAAGAAAAUCGUGAACAGCUCCUGGGUUAAACUCUCCGCCAUACCCAACAGUGAUGAAUUCACUAUGCACUACAUAGACAAAAUCGAAGGGAAAUGUGUUUGCGGAACAGUCGAGUCCAGCACCACAGGAAACGCCUCCAAGGUCAUCUUUCACUAUAACUCCACCACCUACGAGCACAUCGGCCGCUUUUUGGAGACGUGCGCUGACUGCGCCCUCUGGACAGACGACGCGGUGGCCGAGGUCAACGGGGAGGCCAGAAAAAGCAGAAACCUCUACAUCUUCACAAAGACGGGAAAACUGGACCCUGCCGAUCUGGAGGUCUUCAAGAAGCAGGCAAAGUGUCUCAACCUCUUACCCGACUUCUAUUACCUGGAAACUACAGACCUGUGUCCUGAAGAAAAGGAGCCUACCACGGCGCCCACAGAGGUUGACCCGACAGAACAGUAGUUCAAGUUUUCGUCUUCGCUCUCCACCCUCAUACCCGCUGUUCCCGAAGUCUUUGCAUCUAAUCAGCAUUCAAAUGUGAUUUCUGUGUUAUCUCCUUGAGGCAUAACUCGUUUUACUGUUUUUUUUUGUUUGUUUUUUUGGAAAUAAACUAUGUAGUCUGCUGCAAACCAUU
Molecule: messenger RNA, 886 nt
Organism: Fundulus heteroclitus (mummichog)
Lineage: Eukaryota; Metazoa; Chordata; Actinopteri; Cyprinodontiformes; Fundulidae
Exons: 6
Coding region: 7-714 (235 amino acids)
Source: RefSeq, a predicted model, not a curated record